This is a messenger RNA of Spodoptera exigua (beet armyworm), 1573 nucleotides long. The record is from the annotation of a GenBank genome assembly. NCBI's taxonomy places the organism in Eukaryota, Metazoa, Arthropoda, Insecta, Lepidoptera, Noctuidae.
CUGUCACUAACGUCUGACUAUACCGGUGUCAAUCAAUAUCCAAAUAAAUAUUAUUGAAAAAUAAAUAAAAUGUGCGAUGAUGUUCAAAACUGCUGUCGAAUAUGUCUGGACGUCGAAUCGGACCAUGUCAACAUACUGGAAAACCCCACCAUCACCCUUCAAUUGAAAGCAUGUCUUUCCGUAACCGUAUCAUCCAAUGAUCAUCUUCCUAAAACGAUUUGUUCAUCUUGUGUAUCGUUAUUGAACCAAUUUUAUAAUUUUCAACUCAAUGCUCGCUGUUCUCAAGACUGGCUUGAAUCUUCGAUCCAAGAAAAGUUGAAAAACAAGACGGAAAGCAAAAUGGUGAUACAGCCGUUACCGGACUCUGAAUACAACUCAGACUCACUCCUAGAAUUUCUAAACAAUACAGCGAACAUAGAGGAAUACUUAAACAACUUGGGUAAGGAAGAUAUACCGUGUAUUGUGAACAUGUUAGACAAAAAUGAGCAUAGUUUUGAAAUAAGUAAAUUGAAUAACAAAAUCACUAAAGUGCCAAGUCCUAAAAAAAUAAAUUUGGCGAAAAAGUUUAAAUCAGAAAAGGAUUUAUGUGAUUCAGAAGUACAGAUGGUAAAAGGUAUAGUAAUGAGGGAAUUAGAUAGCAAAACCAAAGUCAAUCAAGUAAAAGUAGAAUCUAGUGCAUUCAUCUGUUUUGGAUGUAAAACUAAGUAUGAUACAGUACAAAAAUUGCUACAGCACUUGAGUGUUUGUGACAUAGCAUCUAGAACAUGUAUACAUUGUGAUAUGCUGUUUAAUUCUAAGCAACAAAUGCAAAUGCACUCAAUUACACACAAUACAUCGGCUCCUUUUACCUGUAACUGCGGUCAAGAAUUCCCAUCUAAAGAGAGACUGUUACAGCACCACAAAACUUGUCUCAUGGACUAUGCAGCUUCGGUUGGAUGUGUGUACCGAUGUAAAGGAUGUGGAGACACGUUUAAAGAGAGAUUUCAACUGUACAAACAUGCUAAGGAACAUAUUGUUAAGGCUGAAGAGAGAGUGUGUGAUAUUUGUGGUCACACAUUUAAUGGUACGGAUGCCCUGAUUAAACAUAGGAAGGAUGAACAUGAAAAACCUGAGAAGGUUAUUUACAGAUGCAAAGUAUGCAACAUAACAUUGAUGGACCGCAAAGAAAUGUACCUACAUGUGAAGACGCAUACUUCCAAGCCGGAACCUACUCGUCACUUGUGCGAGUCAUGUGGACGUAGCUUCGCAACUAGAACCUCUUUAUUCCGUCACUCAAUACUCCAUGCAAGUGAAACAACGAUGUGCCAUAUUUGCAAUAAGCAAUUUGUUGAUGCCAAAUUAAUGGAACAUCAUUUAAAAGAACAUAUAGAAAUAACAAUCUGUGAAAAGUGUGGACAAGGUAUAAACAGAUACAAACUGGCUACUCAUACCUGUGUCUAAGGUGUAAAAUAAUAACAUUAUCAUGCGGCCAACUAGCUUAAUUUAUUUGUAUAUUAAAACACAUUGCUCCAUUAUAAAUAACCAAUCAUGGGUUUUUGGCCAAUGAAUGGUAAGCCACAAACUUUUUCUGUAC